This is a messenger RNA of Folsomia candida, 2008 nucleotides long. Its product is annotated as zinc finger protein 37. The record is from RefSeq and is a predicted model, not a curated record. Gene Ontology annotation, biological process: regulation of transcription by RNA polymerase II. The transcript has 9 exons. Bases 195 to 1772 code for a protein of 525 amino acids. Lineage: Eukaryota; Metazoa; Arthropoda; Collembola; Entomobryomorpha; Isotomidae. Gene Ontology annotation, molecular function: RNA polymerase II cis-regulatory region sequence-specific DNA binding; DNA-binding transcription factor activity.
UCCUACACAGCAGCAGGUGACAGGUGUGUAAAUAAUGGUAAUUUUAAUUUUAAACUAAACCUUGCUUGUUAUUUACAAAUUGUAAGAGUUAAUGGUAAUACAUUGCGUUAAAUAAUUCGAUUUCCAAGGAACCUUCGACAUCCAAUGUUCUCUAAGGUCAACCUAACUUUAAUUAAGACCGGGAAGGGAAACCGAUGUCAUCCUUCGUGGUGACGACGACCACCACCACCACCAUGGCGCCAUUUGGAGAAUGUUGUUCUCUCUGCCUUACCCAGUUACCCAUCCCCCCGACGAAACAGGCUUCCUUGGCCCCCACCUUUCUCCGCCAGCUCGUCGACAUGCUCGGUUUCGACGUGGCGCUCCCACUCUGCGACGGCUGUCAUGGCGACGUCUUCUCCGUCCUUGAGAUUAUUCGACAACUGGACACACUACAGAAGGCGUUAAGUCACGGCGUGGAGGGUAUCAGGGACAAGAAGAUAGUUAAGACGGAAUUGGUCGAACCCAGCAUAAACGGUGCGGAGGGAAUGUCUUCAGGAGCAAUAACAUGGCUUAUUCUACCAGAAGUAAAGAUGGAACAAGAAGAAACCGAAGAAUGGAAUACAUCCGAAAUUCCUUCGGAGGGAAUCAUAAUCUCGCUACCCCCUCCGACCAUGGGACAUUUUUUGGAGCCUGCAGCGACGACAUCUCAGCAAGAUAAUAAUUACCAAAAACAAGAUGGUGACUAUGACCAAGAUCUCGAAGUUAGUGAGGACGGGACCGACUCUUCUUCCGAUGACGAUAACGAAAGUGGCGUCGAUGAAGAAUCCAGCCCUCCCCAAGCCAUCAAACCAUCGACAUCAACUCCUCAUCCGGCGAAACGAAAACCAUCAAACGUGACAAGAAAUUUCGGACUGUUGGAUGAAUUAAUAACUACUUUAUCAUUAAAUCCACCACUAUUCCAAUGUAACGCGUGCUUGAAAAAAUUCAAAACCAAGGCGAACAUUAAAUACCACCAAUUUUGUGGGAAUGCUGAUAGUGAAAAACCGUUCAAGUGUGACCAGUGCGGAAAAGGGUUCAUUAGUAAAUCCCACUAUGAAUAUCACCUGAGAACCCAUACAGGUGAAAGGCCAUACCCUUGCUCCGAGUGUGACAAAAGUUUCAACCAAAAGAGCAAACUUACGCGUCACAUGUGUAGCGCUCAUGAUGGAGAAAAACGUUAUGUUUGUGACACAUGUGGAGCUGGAUUUGCAACAAAACAAAGACUGCAAGCCCACGAUGUGACUCACACUGGUCAAAGGCCUUUCUCCUGUGUACAUUGCGGAAAAAGAUAUGGUGAUGGGGCCAGCUUACGCAGACAUAUGAACACUCACGCAGGUGAGCGACCCUCCCACGUGUGCAUUCAUUGUGGAAAAAUCUAUCAACACAAGGAUACUUUGGACGCUCACAUGAGAACACAUUCGGAUGUGCGACCCUUUGCGUGCGAUCAAUGUACGGCAGCUUUCCAUGACAAGAGAGAUCUCAAAAGGCACCUUCUCACUCAUACGGAUGAACGUCCCUUCAAAUGUGACUUUUGCGCAAUGCAAUUUCGCCGUAAGGACGGUCUCCAACGUCACAUUAAGAACAUUCAUAUUAAGGGAAAAAAUAAGCCAAAUCUGAAAGACAGAAUUCAAACGAACUCGUCCGUUCCCGAAUUAAAAUUCGACUCAGCCGACAUAAAUGAAGAACUUCUCCCGAAAAAUGAAGUGGAAUCGGAUGUCAACGAUGAGGAUGAUCCACUGUUAUGUAAUAUGUGAAUUAUUACAUAGGUAUUAUGAAUAUGAUAAGUAUGUAAUCAGUUGCAAAGUGUUCAUUACAUUUUUAAUACUUAUAUUGGCAGGAAGAUUGUACAAAAACAUUUACAUAACAAACUCUGUCCGCAUUAAUACGCUACAUAUAUUUACAUACUAUCAAGUACACAUUUAUAUAUGUUGAUGAAAACAAAUAGUGCACCAUUAUAUUGAAUAAAAAAGUGUUCAGUAAAAAAAAUGUG